UGCCAGUCAAUGCCACCUAUCAAUGCCAGUCAGCGCCACCUAUCAGUGCUGCCAAUCAGUGCCACAUAUCAGUGCCAGUCAGUGCUGCCUAUCAAUGCCAGCCAGUGCCACCUAUCAGUGUGCAUCAGUGUCGCCUAUCAGUGCCCAUCAGUGCUGCCUAUCAGUGCCACCUAACAGUGCCAGUCAAACCCUUCUGUAUCAGUGCCGUAUCAGUGCUGCCUUUCAGUGCCCAUCAGUGAUGCCUGUUAAUGCCCAUUAGUGCCACCUACCAGUGCCUCCUCAUCAGUGCCCAUCAGUACCACCUAUCAAUGCCCAUCAGUACAGCCUAUCAGUGCCCAUCACUGAAGCCUCAUUA
Molecule: messenger RNA, 355 nt
Organism: Staurois parvus
Lineage: Eukaryota; Metazoa; Chordata; Amphibia; Anura; Ranidae
Source: the annotation of a GenBank genome assembly